AUGUAUUAUUGUUCCCUUGUACAAAAGACUCUCUCGACGACCGCUUCAUCAUCGCCGAUUGUCGAUCGGCCAUCAAAAAAUCAUCGACAUCGGCUAAAUAAUCAUUCAAUUAUCACUUUGCAUCCAACACAUCGAACUGCAACAACUCGACGACUAACAGCUCUUGACCGUUGCAAACAGAUUCAGACUAAUCCUUCCAAUUCAGCUGCAAUUUUACUCCGUGAACGACUCAUUUUCUCGGUUGAAGACUUAUCAGGUCGACGACCAUUAACACAAGAAGAAGUGGUACGAUCAAAUAUUGCUUUUGGUUGUGUUCCACGUUUAGAUGAAGCAGAAUGCCAACGUUCACUUUGUUACAAUCUCUAUUAUCGUACUAUGGAUGGUACUUGCAACAAUCUAUUCCAACCAUUACGUGGGGCUGCUUUUCGUCCUUAUAACAGAUUGCUAUUGCCAGAAUAUGAUAAUAAACUUUCGGAGCCGGUUGUUAGUCGACUGAUACUUUCAUCUCGAAAAGCAGUACAACAUGAAGAAUACAACGCUUUAUUAAUGCAAUGGGGACAAUAUCUUAGUCAUGAGAUGACAAAGACAACGCUUCAGCCAUCAGCCAAGUGCAAUGUUUGCCAGAAUAUUCGGGGUCGAUGCAUGGCUGUUCCUAUCUUUCCAAGAGAUCCCAAUAAAAAUUUCAAAUCCAAUAGAUGCAUUCGGGUUUCACGUUCUAGUGCUAUAUGCGGUUCCGGAAAACAAAAACCACGGCAACAACUUAAUGAAAAUACAAAUUUUAUUGAUGGUUCACCAAUUUAUGGAUCAAGUGUUGGAGAUUUGCAUAAAUUUCGAGAUGGUCGGACAGGUUUCCUAAAAACAAUCUCCUUCAAUGGAUUUCACUUACUUCCGUUUGAUACAAGUACAUGUCGUAAUGCUGCAUCCUGUUCAGCAAUUUUUGUUGCUGGUGACAGUCGUGUAAACUUAUUCAUAGGCCUUAGCUCUUAUCACAUUAUAUUAACACGAGAACAUAAUCGAUUAGUAAGGGAAUUGCAAAAAUUGAAUCGGCACUGGAACGGUGAUCGAUUAUUUAUGGAAGCGAGAAAAAUUGUUGGCGCAGAAGUUCAAGCUAUCACUUAUAGAGAAUUUUUACCAAUAAUUUUGGGAAAUGCAUUUGCUACAGCAAUUGGUAAAUAUCGCGGAUAUAAUGCAAGUGUUGAUCCGACUUUAGUUACUGAAUUUAAUUCGGCAGCAUUUCGAUUUGGUCAUGGAAUGAUACAAGAAAUUUAUCUCCGUCUUGAUGAACAUUUCCAUAAUACUUCGUUAGGAAGUUUUCCAUUCGUUGGAGGAACACAACAUACUGAUCGCUUGAUAUUUGGUGGUGGCAUUGAUCCAAUACUACGUGGUAUGAUGAUGUUACCGGUGAAACGACCACAACGGCUUACGAAAUCGAUAACAGAAAACAUGUUCGGUAAUACAGACUUAGGUACUAUAAAUAUACAACGUGGUCGUGAUCAUGGCUUACCAUCGUAUACACAAUUUCGACAAUUUUGUGGUCUUUCACAUGCUACCACUUUUGAUGAUCUUUCACAUGAAAUUAUGAAUCCUCGAAUACGAGCAAAACUAAAGAAACUUUACGGUAGACCAGACAACAUAGAUUUGUUUGUGGGUGGCUUAGUGGAAGAUCCUGUUCACAAAGGUUUUGUUGGACCAACUUUUGCAUGCAUAAUUGGACCGCAGUUUCAGAGGACACGAGAUGGUGACCGAUUCUACUACGAAAAUCCAGGUAUCUUUACACAAGCUCAGUUGACUGAGAUUCGUAAAAGUAGCUUUUCUCGUUUGCUGUGCGAUAAUGGUGAUAAUAUCAAUAAAGUACCACAAGAAGCAUUCCGUAUCGGUCAAAUGAUAUCAUGCGCUCAAAUACCGAAAAUAGACAUAACAAAAUGGAAAGAAUAA
Messenger RNA from Cercopithifilaria johnstoni, 1935 nucleotides. Lineage: Eukaryota; Metazoa; Nematoda; Chromadorea; Rhabditida; Onchocercidae. The record is from the annotation of a GenBank genome assembly.